AUGGGGAAUCUAUUGCAAAUGCAUAAAGUUGAUGGUCUGUCAAACGGAGAAGCUCUGUUUGGGUAUCGAACAAGCAACAACGUGUCUCUGUUUUGGUGCUUUCAUUCAUUCAUCUCGGAGGCUCUUCGUUACAAUCCCAUCUUACCAUUCCGUGGUUCUUGGAAUCGAGUACAGAUGGGAUUGUUGAGUACUCUCUUGGGAAUUCUGGGUUUUGGAAUUGGAAUCCCAAUUGGUCUUUUCAUUGGGUUUUACUUCUUCAUUUAUUCUGAGCCCAAGGAUUCAGAGAAUCCAGUUACUAGACUACUUCAAGAGCUAGAUAGAGCUUCAUUAGAAGAUCUUCUGCCUGAGAUUCCACUCUGGGUGAAGAAUUCAGAUUAUGAUCGAGUGGACUGGCUAAAUAAAUUCAUUUUGGAUAUGUGGCCGUACCUUGACAAGGCAAUUGGCGGCACAAUAAGAAGCAUGGCACAACCUAUAUUUGCAGAGUACAUAGGGAAGUUUCAGAUAGAAUCUAUCGAGUUCGAGAAUCUAAGUCUUGGUACUCUUCCUCCUAGCAUUCAUGGUCUUAAAAUGUAUGAGACCAAUGAGAAAAAGUUAGUCAUGGAACCGGCAAUCAAGUGGGCCGGCAAUUCGAACAUAGUUGUGGCAUUGAAAUUGUUGUCUCUGCGAAUUACGAUUCAGCUGGUGGACUUACAAAUAUCUGUGACACCACAAAUAACUUUGAAACCUCUAGUGCCUACCUUUCCAUGUUUUGCAAAGAUAGUGGUAUCUUUGAUGGAGAAGCCGUACAUAGAUUUUGGCAUGAAAGUAUUGGGUGGGGACAUCAUGUCUGUACCUGGCCUAUAUCAUUUUGUUCAGGAAACUAUAAAAAAACAAGUCGCAACUCUAUACCUCUGGCCCCAUUCUCUUGAAAUACCUAUUCUAGAUGGUUCAACGGUGGCUGUAAAGAAGCCUGUGGGAAUAUUGCAUGUGAAAGUAGUAAGAGCCAUCAAACUAUUGAAGAUGGAUUUACUUGGUUUAUCUGAUCCUUAUGUUAAGCUCAAGCUGAGUGAAGAGAGGCUACCUUCAAGGAAAACUACUAUCAAGAAGAAGAACCUGAAUCCCGAGUGGAAUGAGAAUUUUAAGCUUAUUGUGAAAGAUCCCCAGUCUCAGAUUUUAAAUAUAAAUGUGUACGACUGGGACCAGGUUGGAGGACAUGACAGGUUAGGAUCACAAAUCAUCCCUUUGAAGUUGUUAACACCCCAUGAGACAAAGGAAUUUACUCUCGAUUUGCUUAAGAACACGGGUAUAAGUUAUCCUCAUGAGAAGAAGCACAGAGGGCAGAUUGUGCUUGAACUGACAUAUGCUCCUUUCAGAGAAGACAAUGACUGUUUUAGUGGGCUGUUGGAUGGAUUUGUGAGGAAGGAAAGUGUAGGUGAUAGGGCAUCUGGCAAUGACAGCUUCAGUGGGGCAGGUCUGCUUUUGGUUACUGUCCAUGGAGCUGAGGAUGUAGAGGGGAAGCAUCACAACAAUCCCUAUGCAUUGAUACUUUUCAGAGGAGAAAAGAAGAAAUCAAAAAGGAUAAGUAGAACUCGUGACCCUGUGUGGAAUGAAGAGUUCCAAUUUAUGCUUGACGAGCCUCCUGUAAACGACAAAAUCCAUAUCAAAGUUAGGAGCAAGCGGACAAGAUUUGGUUUUCGAUCAAAGGAGGCUUUGGGACAUGUUGACAUAAACCUUGCUGAUGUUGUGUACAAUGACCGCAUUAACGAGAAAUACCAUCUGAUAGAUUCAAAGAAUGGAGUUAUACAUGUUGAGCUGCGGUGGCAGACGAUUUGA
Molecule: messenger RNA, 1812 nt
Organism: Ilex paraguariensis (yerba mate)
Lineage: Eukaryota; Viridiplantae; Streptophyta; Magnoliopsida; Aquifoliales; Aquifoliaceae
Source: the annotation of a GenBank genome assembly